GCUAUGUAUUACAUUUGCUUCACUGUUGUUUGUUUGCACAACAAAUAACAUUAAAAGUGACAUUUUGAAAACAAGUAAGUCGAAUGCAGCUAUAAUUUUACACCAUUGACAGGCAUGGUUUAAAAACAAAAAAAAAAAACAAAAAAAAAAAACCCAUAUUUAUCACUUGUCCAAAACAGAUCGUCCAAUAGACGUAUCCAUGGAGCAGGGGACUGCUAAGUCAAGUCAGAAAAUCUAUCUUUUAAAAUACUAAGAGGCAUAUUUGGCCAAGUUUUCGAUUCGCGCUUGUGAUUCAAACAGAGAUUCAGAAGAACCGAUUCGUUAAAGAAUAAUCCAUCACUGAUCACUGAUGCGCCACCGAGCUCACACCAGGCGCGCCCGUGGAUCUAUGGGAAGGGGAGAAGGAGUGAACGGACGGCUGGCUUGCUGUCUCCCGUGCUUCUGACUUGUCCAUCUCUCCUCGGGAUCAGUUUUAAAGGGAGCGCCACGUGUUUGUUUUGCGCGUCGCCGCUCUCAUUUUACGCCCGCGCCAGAUGUGAGACCUAAAGGCGAGAUGCUGAAAGAAAGAUAAGGAAAGAACACCGAGAGCACAUUGAGCACAGAGAGCACCUACGCCGCUGUCCAACAUCUCAGACACCAGACUGGAGCGUAAAUGCCGGAGUUCCAGCAUCCGCGUCGCGUAGAGAACAUGGGCUUCCCGUAACCGGAGGUGGAGGGGAGAGGCGGGGAGACGGGGGGUUGGGGUGGGGUGGGGUGGGGGGUGGAAGAGUGCGAGAAGAGAGCAAGAUACAAGAUAGGGGUGGGAAAGAGGGAGGAAAGGUACCGAACGAACGGAGACAAAAGCUCAAUGGUGGGCACCCGCAAGCAUGAGCCGCUGUACGGGAGCGCCAAGCGUGGCCUGAGGCAAUACCGCCAGUAGGACACGCACCGGAGGGCGGGAGGCGGAAGAAACAUGGCCGCCUCGGUAGGGCCCCAGGGUGGCCCGCGGGCUUCCCUUCCGGCUUCUAUGCCUGACAUACCGGACUUGAGCCACCUCACGGAGGAGGAGAGGAAAGUAAUCCUGGCGGUGAUGGCGCGCCAGAAGGAGGAAGAGGAGAAGGAGCAAGCCAUGUUGAAGACGCUUCAUCAGCAAUUCGAGAGCUAUAAGGAGCAGGUAAGGCGGAUCGGGGCAGAGAACAAACGGCAACAAUCCAUCCACAAGGACGAUGCCCCGACCUGCGGGAUCUGCCGCAAGACCAAGUUUGCCGAUGGCUGCGGGCACCUCUGCUCCUACUGCCAGACCAAGUUCUGUGCCCGCUGUGGUGGAAGAGUGUCUCUACGCUCCAACAAUGUGAUGUGGGUAUGCAACCUGUGCAGGAAGCAGCAGGAGAUCCUUACUAAAUCUGGAGAAUGGUUCUCAUCAGGGCCAAGAGGCAGGCCUCUGAGCGUGGCUGGCCCUGAGGCUGACCGGGACGGAAAGCUGCGUUCAAGGUCGCAGGUUACAGCCGGAGCUAACCUCGCUACUGCUAACGACACCCAACCAGCCACUGACCGGACCAAGGGAGCAGAGAUCAUGCCAGCCUCACGAGCUCGGAGCGAACCCCCACGAGAGAAGAAGAGGCCAGUGUCCCUACAUGAGCAGAAUGGCAAGGUCAUUGGCAGAGGUGAGAGGAGAGUGGUACCAGGCAGGCAGCCAGGUCAGGCUGCAGAAGAUCGUGCUCCAGGAGAAAGGCGAGAUAUCAGGCGUCUGGAGAAAGGCCAUUCGCAAGAAUAUGACCACCCUGGUGACACUGCCCACCCUGACCAGAGGCGGAGAAAAGAAGAAGAGGAGCGGGAAAGGCAGAGGCGCGAAGAGGAAUACCAAAAUCGCUACUGUAGUGAUCCCAACCUGGCCCGCUACCCUGUCAAACCUCAGAAAGAAGAACAAGAGAUGCGUAUGCAUGCCAAAGUGUCCAAAAUGCGACAAGAACGUCACCACAGUGACAUGGCCAUCAAUGAAGUAGGCCUGGCUCAAGAUGGUUGUGAGACCCCAGGCAGCCGACUAAGCAGGAGGGCGGUGGGCAAUGAAAACCGGAAAGCACUACUGGAAAACCAUCGGGCAUACUCUGUGGACAGGACCGUGGGGGGUAGUGCUGGUGGGGGGCCUGUUCCUCUACAAAAACAGGGUCAUAGUGUUUCUCACAUGAGCCCCGGAGGCUCCCAAGACCUCAGGGAUGGACAAGAUUGGGGACUUAAAGGUUACUUGGAGCCUGGUUCAGCAGCAUUACUGCACAAGACCAAGCGUGAGAAGGCUGCUGAAAGCUUCCGGAAAGAUUCUUCUCUCAGUUCAGACCAAUCAGAGUGUCUCCGACCACCUCCUCCCCGUGCUUACAGGCCCAAACGAGGCCUCAACAAGAGGCAGAUGUCCAUUAGCAGUUCAGAAGAGGAGGGAGGGUCCACACCUGAGUAUACUAGCUGUGAAGAUGUGGAGAUUGAGAGCAUCAGUGAAAAAGGUGACUGGGAUUGCCAUCCUCUAGACCCCACUAUAUGGCAUCAUCCUGUUACAUGGCAGCCAUCAAAAGAGGGAGAUCAUUUGAUCGGCCGCAUCACUCUGAGCAAGCGCUCCGCCGUGCCUCGAGAAGCUGGCUCUCUGCUCGGGCUGAAGGUGGUUGGCGGGAAAAUUACAGAGACUGGGAGACUUGGAGCGUUCAUCACCAAAGUAAAGAAAGGAAGUCUUGCAGAUGUUGUAGGCCAUUUACGAGCAGGUGACGAGGUGUUGCAGUGGAAUGGGAAGGCGUUGCCUGGAGCAACCGAGAAAGACGUGUACAACAUCAUCUUAGAGUCACAGUCUGCACCUCAAGUAGAAAUAGUCGUUUCAAGGCCAAUUGGAGACACACCAAGAAUUCCAGAGAAGUCACAUCCUCCUCUUGAAUCCACUGGUUCCAGUUCAAUAGAUGAGUCUCACAAGGUGGACCAUCCCUCCAUCUCCGUCAUGUCCCCCACCAGUCCGGGAAUGUUGAGAGAUCUGCCUCAGGACCUACCAGGCCAGCUUUCAGUGAAACUGUGGUAUGACAAAGUGGGCCAUCAGCUUAUCGUCAACGUAUUACAAGCCAUAGACCUGCCUUCACGUCCAGACGGCCGACCGCGCAACCCUUACGUCAAAAUGUACUUCCUUCCUGAUCGGAGUGACAAGAGCAAGAGGAGGACGAAGACGGUGAAGAAGAGCUCGGAGCCAAGGUGGAACCAGACGUUCCUUUACUCACACGUUCACCGCAGGGACUUCAGAGAGCGCAUGCUGGAGAUCACCGUGUGGGACCAGCCGAGAGCGCAGGAGGAGGAGAGCGAGUUCCUCGGAGAGAUCCUGAUCGAGCUCGAAACCGCUCUGUUGGACGAUCAGCCGCACUGGUACAAGCUGCAGACCCAUGACGUGUCCUCUCUCCCUCUACCCCAACCCUCCCCGUACCUCCCCCGGAGACACGUUCACAACGACAGCCCCAGCAAGAAGUUACAGAGAUCUCAUCGCAUCAUUGAGACUGAUUAUGAUGAUGCUAUUACGGUAGUGUCUUCAGCAGAGAGGAACUCCAGAGAGAGGGAGAGGUGCAGCACUCUGACGGUUCCCGAGAGGCAGGCAGCCAUUCAGCAUCGGUCUCGCUCCGUCUCCCCACACAGAGAGGACCAGUGCAGAGGACGUUCACGCCACACACAUGUCCCCAUGCAGAGGAGCUUGGAUGAAAUUCGCCAGAAACGGCAUCAUUCUCAGUCACCCACUCACUACUAUAAUCCACAGCAGGAACACCGAUCUGGUGACUCAGACUAUGACUACUCAGAGGACAGUGAGGUCCUGGAGAUGCACAGAUCAAUCCGGGGUGGGAGCGCUGAGUGCCUGCACACAAACAGCUCCACCCUUCCUGCAUGUCUAAAGAGCAAAUCAACACGACGACUAGAAGGGGGCGGGGUCUCACCUCGAAGCCCCGCCCCACAGCGUGUGCUCAGAUUUACCGAUGAGGUCGGCAUUAGUGAUCUUCAGCCGUCAUUGGACAGAGUGCGAAGUGCCAGUACGACCUGUUUGAGGCCUGAGAGCAGUUUCCGCUCCCCUGACAGCCUUUCGGGCAGUUUGGACAGGCCCGUGUGUGCAAAAACAAACAAGAAAUCUAUUGACAACGACAGGAUCCAGCCCACCUCCAUCCUGCGGGGCAGCAGGUGGAGGAGAGAUGGCCCAAUCCAGUCCUUUGGGCACUCCAGCCAGGACAGAGUACAUCUGCAUGGUGGACGUAACUCCCCUACAGAGUCUCCCUUGUCAGUGCGCAGGGGAAGACAGCUCCCACAACUUCCUGCUAAGAGCAGCAGUAUAGAGCAAGCUUUGGCAGUAGAAGAGCGAGCUCGGCAGUUGAGUCAGGUGCGGGUUCCAUCAUAUCGGCCCGGCUCGUCUGCCAGCUCAGGCCAUGAUCAAGACAUGGAUCUGAAGAACAAGAGAGAUAUGUACAAGAGGAGCUGUGAUAACAUGUCGGCGAGGUCAUCGGACAGUGACGUAAGCGAUGUGUCAGCUAUCUCGCGAGCCAGCAGUGCCUCUCGUCUCAGCAGCGCAAGCUACAUGUCUGUCCAAUCAGAGAGGCCACACGGACGGAUCAGGUCAAAAUCACUGGAGAAUUGCAAAGGAGAGGAGAAAAGGGAGAGGAGGAUCUCAUGGGGGGUGAGCGGGACGGGGCAGCGAAGGAGCCUGGGAAAGAGGCGUUUCUCAGAGGAACUGAAACGCCGGCGCCACACUGUGGCCGGAGAUGUCAGUCGGCAGGUUCGGGCCUCGGCGGGCCGCAACAUGUUAAAGAGCACAAGUGUAAGCGGCGACAUCAACACUCCGGAGCGUACGGAUGGCAGCCAGUCAGAUACGGCGCUCGGCACAGUGGGCAGCAGCGGCAGCAAGAAGCGGCGCGCCAGCCUCAAUGCCCGCUUUGUAGCCAUCGUGGGCAACAGGCGCAGCCGCAGCACCUCCCAAAUCAGCCAGACAGAGGCGUCCAAUAAAAAGUCAAAGGGAGGUGGGACGAUACAGAGGAGCCAGGAGACAGGCAUGGCCGUCGAGCUGCAGCGCAACAUGAGUCGACAGCCGAGUCGCGAGAGCAACAACGGCAGUAUGGCCAGCUACAACUCCGAAGGAAGUCCGAUUUUCCCAGCCGUGCGGGUGGAGACUCAGUUCAGUGACUUCCUGGAUGGACUGGGUCCUGCCCAACUUGUGGGCCGACAAACUCUGGCCACUCCUGCUAUUGGAGACAUUCAAAUUGGCAUGGUGAACAAGAAGGGAAAGCUGGAGGUGGAGGUGAUCCGAGCCCGUGGCCUCAUCCAAAAACCAGGAUCCAAAUCUCUCCCAGCUCCGUAUGUCAAGGUUUACCUGCUGGAAAACGGGGCAUAUGUGGCUAAGAAGAAAACAAAAAUUGCACGGAAAACACUGGACCCGCUGUACCAGCAGACCCUGCAGUUUGAAGAGAGUCCACAGGGGAAAGUGUUGCAGGUCAUUGUCUGGGGAGAUUAUGGGCGAAUGGACCACAAAUCCUUCAUGGGAGUAGCACAAAUCCUACUGGAGGAGCUGGACCUGGCCAGCAACGUGAUUGGCUGGUACAAACUGUUUCCGCCCUCCUCCUUAGUAGACCCUACGCUAGCGUCGCUGACAAGGCGAGCUUCCCAGUCGUCUCUGGACAGUUCUUCAGGACCUGGUGGGGUUCGAUCCUAGUGCACUAAUUUACAAAGCACACUCCACACUCCAGAGAAUCAACCGAUAACAUGACAGGACCACAAUCAGAGGCAGAGCAAAAAAAUGCGAUGAACAAAAGACAAAGCUUUGACGAAAAAUGACAAUCACUCCUGUCGAUUACGUUGGGUUCGUAUUGUUUACCCCCCCCCCCCUCCAUUGUGCGUUCGUGCGAAAUAUGGCCUCUACAUUCUGUCGAUUUUGUUUGUCAGUGACGAAAUCGUUUCAGCCACAAAUUAGUUACGGCUGUGGAGCUACAAUACAAUAUAAUAGCAACUUGGAGUAACUAAAGCAGGGUGAUUUUCAAUUGUUGUUAAAGAAAUGUACAUUUAACAGAGCAGCAGAAUGUAUUGACCUAGAAACACAAUGAUGACCUCUGACCAAGAGAUUGUGGGGUCUGUAUAGAGAUUCCUGUAUAGACAAAGGUUGAAAGUCAAACGGUUCUGACCUUGAAAGAAGCAGGGCCAUUCCAAAAGGGAUUUUUUGGUGCCUAAACAUCGAGGACCCCGGGCUACGGUCCAAUAUCUAUAGAAACGUUACUGUUUUCAGGAUGUUUACCACAACUGAUGGAGGCUACAUUCUCCUCAAUGUUUCCUCUUUGUUUAUUCUUUCAGCUGAUUCUUUUUCAUACCUCUAAUACACAAGUUAUGAGGUUUGUGUUGUCUACAAAUGUACUGUGUGCAUGGUGAUAAUGCUGAGAAUGAGACAAAAAAAAAAAAAAAAAACAGGAUUUGAGAAAAAGUGUUUCCAAAAACAUUUACAACAAUUCAUUGCAUUCUCAUACAAUUUCUAUUCACACGUAAUAGUUUUUCAUAUGCUUUCACACCUUUAACCCUUCCUGAUGGUCUAGGAGUGUACGCUAAUGCUUCAGUUACAGACUUCUGAAACGCCACAUUGACCAAAGAUUCACAGUUCUAAAUGUCAAGAGGACCAAAAAGGCGUACUUGCGAUUCAAAAGAAAGACAUUCACCAAAAAAUACAAACAUGGCUAAUAGAAAAGGAAAAGCAGAAAAGGACCAGCACAGUUUUAUUUGUUUUAUUUAUAAAUGGUCACCACUGGCUUUCAUUUCUAUUAGCAAAGAUGCUAGUUUUGGUUAAGGUACUCCUUGGUUUCAUUACUUAAAGUUCUGCUUUGUCAUCAUCGUCAGACUGAAAGUACCAUUCUUCCAACAAAAGAUCAUUGGUGCCAUUUAGACCUUGCGUUAACGUUUCAUCCAUUUUGUUCCGAUUUGAUUUCUCCAGAGUAAAAUGCAAAUAACAGCUAGCUACAAGGGCAGUGGUGGCUCAUUUGCUAAGGCUUUGGGCUACUGGUCAGAGUUCAGAUCCCUACACCAAGCUGCCACUUUUGGGUAUCCUGCAUCAACUGUACAUUGCCAAGCCAAACAUCAGCCAAAUGAGUAAAUGUAAACAGCGAGGAAUUAUCUAGCUGCCGAUAUGACUGCUUUUUUUAGUGACUGUAAAUGUUUUGUGGUAACUGCUAGCAUAUUAGUAAUGCUGGCUAAUACAGUUGACAAAAAUCUGCCAAAUUGUGUAGUAACACAACCUUGCACCGAUGUAUAAUGAUACAAAACAUCACAAUGGGAAGAUCUUCAAUGGUAACGCUAGUCUGCACGUUAACAUGAACUAAUAUGACAGGAUUUCUAAGAGAUUUGUUUUAAGUGCCCAUGAAAUGGCUUGAUGUAAUUAUGUUGUAGUUUUGUAACAGGAAGCAUGUCAAAAGGCUUGACUAAAUUCAACAACAAACAAAUAGCAUUCAAAGUCAAACUUAAACAUGCAGCCAAGAGUUAAAAGGGAAUUUUCAGAUGUGUAGAACGUCUCACUGCCACUUUGCCCAUUGCAACUUUGUUGUCACAUAUAACUCAUAUCUCUUCAACACACAAUAGACAGAAGCUGCACAACCAAUGCCACAUAAACUCCCAUAGUUAUAGCGUAUGUAGAGUGAUAAACGCAGUUUGUGUACAGAAAUGGGACUACUAUCAGAUGCAGAUUGGACAUUUGGGACAUUUGUCACCAAAUGAUAAACAGUCAAAUUCAAUUGAAAUCCACAGAACACAUUUUUGGUUUAUUUUCUCGACAUAUACUCUAUGCUGGCUAAUUUGCGUCCACGAUGCCAAGAGAUUUGCACAGAAAGAUCUAAAGCACCAAUUCUGAAAUGUUGCUUUAAUGGUCAGUUUAAGGUACAUAGAUAGAUUGCACAGAACACUUUAAGUGACGUUACAAUAAAAUGAAAAAGAAAGCACCUCAGAAAAAUAGAGACAAUGUGUUUUCUACUGGCUUCAGGAUUGAGAGCCAUCCAUUUUUCUUUUGUUUUUGGUUUGGAAUAAUUUGAUGACCCUUGUUGUAUUUGCAUUCUAUGUACUUUAUCUUUAUUUGGCAACCUGAAAUCCAAUCAUAAUAAACCAUAAUAAAUCAUAAUGCCAGGUAAAUGAUAUUAACUUUACGAUGUCAACUUUCUGGGCCACAAUCACUUUCUGACAGCAAUGGCUGCAAAAGCUAGGGAUGCAUCAGACCGAGUAUGAAUACGUGUGCAUAUUUUUUGGUACUCAUCAAUACCAGUACUGAUACUGUUACUGAAAAUAUUACCAACUUAGUAAUUAAGCAAUCAGGGUUUAAUGGUACAUUUUAUCUAGCUCUGUUUAUGUUGGUUGUUGCUGUGUGCAGCUAGCAUGGAAGUGCUCAUGGUUUUUUUUUUGUUUUGUUUUUUUUAAAUAUUUCACCAUUUAAACAGUAUGUUUCGUGAGCAGAGCAGUAUCAGCAAACAUGGUCGAUAAAUAUGAACACUCUAUGAAAGAUACUGUUUAAAGAUAUUUGAACACAUUAAUCAUAUUGUAGAAAGAUGCCUUAGUCAGGCUUCUUCAUAUUUUCAUAUUAAUGUCAUCAUUAAUCGUGAAAUCUGCCCAGAUUGAUGCCAUUUCAUUCAUUAUCACUAUGUUUACGUCACAUACUGUAACGUGGUAUUGGAUGUUGGUGUCAGAGCGUUUUGUUUGAGUACGUCAAGCCGAUACUCGUAUUAGUAUUGAUGUAUCACUAGCAAACUCGAUCAUGUUUGGAUCAUUAAAAAAAAAAAUUAAUGCAAGGUAUAAAUGGGGCCUUUUGUCUGGAUGUGAGCAUUAAUUUUCAUAUACUGUUACAAAAAGGACACGAUAUUAUAUAAAACUAUAUAUUAUUUAUAUUAUCUCUAGAAAUCUUGGACCAGACUUGGUGAAUUUUGUAAGAUGGUGCAAUAUACUGUAUAACACAUCAUAUUUUAUAUAUAUAUAUAUAUAUAUAUAUAUAUAUAUAUAUAUAUAUAUAUAUAUAUAUAUAUACAUACAUACAUACAUAUAUAUAUAUAUUUCCAUUUAUACAUACAUCCAGUUGGAUUUUUAUCUAAAACACACUUUUUUUGUUGUUGGUUUGCAGUUCAAAUGCAAGCACAAGACCUUUGAUGUGUGUUGUUUUUAUUUUCAGGAAAUAAAUGUUACAGUGUAGAAGAAUAUAAAAAGACUAAAAAAUUAGGGGGAAAUUUUGUUUUGCUCAUUGAUCUUUUUUUUUUUCUCUUUCAUUUAAUAUUCAUUUAAACAAUGCUCUUGUGCGACGUUCAAGUGACCAAUCACAUUUUGUCAUUGCUACUACAAAUGCCAAUCAUCUGCCAGGCUACUGGCUCCUCCCACCAGAGGGGGCGGAACAGCAUGACCUGUUCCGAGCUGCAUGCACAUUUUUAUUAACAGACAAAACAGAACAACAAAAAAAAAAAGCUACAGAAAUAGAUACCUGUGUUAGUUCCACAUACAGUAGGCAAGCUUGUUUGUUGCAUGUACUUGUACAGUUUGCUUGUACUUGAUUAUAAAGAGAACUAAGAAACUAAAGCCAUUCACUCUCAGAUCCGCGGAAAAAAAACAACCCAAGUACUUGUCCUACAUUCAUGAAUGUUUUUUUUUUUCCUCGCAUUUCUUUGUCUUUUCUAAUCCCCUUGGGGAAAUAUGUGCUGUACUGUAAUACUGAUCAUAACCUAACCUUUUACAAAUAUCUCAUAUGUAAAUGAUUCUUUACCUCCAAGAGACAGAUUAGCUAAUUAUACAUAAAUUAGAGUGACUCAUAGCUACUGAACUGAACAGGUGUGAAAUACAAUAAUACAUGCACAAAAUACACUGAAUGUGCACAGAUUGUAAAUAUGAACUAACCAUUAAGUCGGUUAAGCCAUAUUUGCAAAAGGGGCCAAGGAUUUUCUUGCAAAAGACAUCUCAGUUCCAGAGGGACCGCUGACUCGCUGGAGCCGAGUCAGGACAUCAGGACCCUCCAAUAGCAUCUCACGCUCAGCAGGCCCAACUGCUCCGCCACAACACAACCAUCUCUGUGAUUUCAAUACAAGCCUCUCACUUCAACAAGCGUUCAUUGGAGGAAAAAAAUUAGCCAAGAUCGUUUUCUUUUCUUCUUCUUUUUUUUUUUACGUGAGCCCAGUUUUCAUUUGACUUUAUCAGUAUUACUGGGUAGAAAAUGAAAAGAAAAAAAAAUAAAACGCUGAUUGUUUACAAUUCACAUUAUAUGUUCCACUGAAAUGAGUCAAGGAAAAAAAUAAUAGGUUAUAAAAAGUAUUCACUUGCAACACUUUUGUUUGUAUAAAGAUGUGGCUCAAAUGAUGUGUAUGUUUUAUAUAUAAAAAUAAAAGAGUUCAUUUUUAUUAUUUCCAAAUAAAAAAGUGUGUGG
Messenger RNA from Ictalurus punctatus (channel catfish), 10381 nucleotides. RefSeq names its product regulating synaptic membrane exocytosis 1b (gene rims1b). The record is from RefSeq and is a predicted model, not a curated record. Gene Ontology annotation, biological process: calcium ion-regulated exocytosis of neurotransmitter; regulation of synaptic plasticity; regulation of membrane potential. Bases 953 to 5677 code for a protein of 1574 amino acids. Gene Ontology annotation, molecular function: transmembrane transporter binding; small GTPase binding. The transcript has 31 exons. Lineage: Eukaryota; Metazoa; Chordata; Actinopteri; Siluriformes; Ictaluridae. Gene Ontology annotation, cellular component: cytoskeleton of presynaptic active zone; presynaptic membrane.